GGCUCAAAGGGAAUCCAUCGCCCCCGUCCUCCACCGAGAAAUUGUGGCAAAAGCCGCUUGAAGCACAGGAGCCAUGCCCACUCCUGCCGACAAGAGGAAGAUCGUGAAGAAGCGCACCAAGAAGUUCCCCCGGUUCCAAGCGGACCGCUUCAAGCGCAUGAACCCGGCCUGGCGCAAGCCCCGGGGCAUCGACGGCCGCGUGCGGCGCCGCUUCAAGGGCUCCACGCUCUGCCCGAAGAUCGGCUACGGCUCCGACAAGAAGACGCGAUUCCGCUUGAAGAACGGCUUUUACAAGUUCGUGGUGCGCUGCCCCGCCGACCUGGAGAUGCUGCUGAUGCACAAUGAGAAGUAUGCCGUGGAGGUGGCGCACAACAUCGGGGCCAAGAAGCGCAAGGAGAUCGUGGAGCGCGCCGACCAGCUCCGGCUCUACGUCACCAACCGCAACGCGCGCCUGAAGACAGAGGAGGCGAGCUAGAGCAAAGGGGGUGAAGCCUCGCGUGCGACGGAUGGCCCGAAGAUGCGAAGAGAACCGGACGGUGGAAGGACGUGCGAAGAGAUUACCGCGGAACGG
Effrenium voratum is the source of this 571-nucleotide messenger RNA. The record is from the annotation of a GenBank genome assembly. Lineage: Eukaryota; Dinophyceae; Suessiales; Symbiodiniaceae.